CCUCACGUGCCUCCUGCAUUCUUCACCAUACAUGUGGGCAAUGCGCUAGUCCUACGUAGCAGCGUGUUGUUUGCUAAGGCGCCUGCAACCUGGCCUGAUCUUGGUCCUCCUUCAGGCUUCCGGACGAAGGUUGUGUCUCUUUGUCAGCCAACGAUGCUGCAAGUAAUGGAUGGAAGGUGCCAACGCUUGGGUGUUUAGAAAGAGUUCUGGUUGCAUUACGGACAGCAUUGACCCGCUUUCCUGAUCAGCCCGAGUUUCCAUUGGUGCGGAUCGAUAUGUGAGCACGAAAUGGAUGAGUAGGUUUGCCAUGCAAUUAGUUCCUUUGGCGGGUUGCGCAUUGACCGCUUUUGCAGGUUCCUCAUGAAAGUUCCAGGCAGCCAGUGCUGAUGUCUUUUCUAAGGCCGCCUCCCAUGUUGGAGUUUCCACUUUGAAGUACUUGCCUGGAGGGUUUACAAUAGAGUUCCAAUCUGCAAAAAGAUGGCCAAUAUGCAGAGUUUGGCCCAGUUGGAGUCGCUGUGUGAGCGCCUGUACAAUUCUAGCAAUCCCCAGGAGCGGGCUCAUGCAGAGCAGACGCUGGCAGUGUUCUCGGUGAACACCGAUUACAUCUCCCAGUGUCAGUACAUUCUCGACAAUUCGGCAUCACCCUAUGCCCAGCUGUUGGCAAGCUCCAGCCUUGUCAAACUCCUCACGGACAACACUCUCUCAACUCAGCUUCGACUCGAUAUUCGAAACUAUGUGGUCUCGUACCUGGCCACGAAGGGGCCGAAAGCUGAGCCCUUUGUUACAACUUCGCUCAUACAACUACUGUGUCGAGUCACGAAACUUGGUUGGUACGACGAUGACCGCCAUCGGGACAUUGUGAAAGAAGCAAUGAAGUUUCUGGCCCAGGGCUCCCUUGAUCACUUCUACCUUGGUCUGAAGAUUCUGAACCAGUUGGUGGCGGAGAUGAAUCAGGCCACACCUGGUCGGUCUCUGACCCAUCACCGGAAGACCGCCUGCUCAUUCCGGGACUUGGCACUCUUUGAGACAUUCCAGAUCUCCCUCACGUCACUGCGACAAUUGCAGGCCAAUGCCGAUGAUAAGCUGCGGGAGCAAGCGAUUGGUUUGGCACUCAAGUGCUUGUCAUUCGACUUCGUUGGGACAUCACUGGAUGAGAGUUCGGAAGACCUCGGGACCAUCCAGAUCCCCUCGUCCUGGAGGCCUGUCAUUGAGGACACAGCCACGAUGCAGCUCUUCUUGGAUUACUACUCAUCCACUAAGCCACCACUUUCCAACCAGGCUCUGGAGUGCCUUGUCCGAUUAGCAUCGGUACGGAGGUCACUCUUCUCGGGCGAAACGGAACGGUCAAAGUUCCUGUCUCACCUCAUGACAGGAACCAGAGAGAUUCUUAGAACACAACAAGGCCUUUCGGAGCACGACAACUAUCACGAGUACUGCCGGUUACUGGGGAGGUUGAAGACCAACUAUCAACUGUCCGAGUUGGUAAACGUGGAGAACUAUGCCGACUGGAUCAGACUGGUGGCCGAGUUUACCAUCAAGUCCCUCCAAAGCUGGCAGUGGGCCAGUGGCAGCGUUUAUUACCUGCUUGGAUUGUGGUCCCGCUUGGUGUCUUCGAUGCCGUACCUGAAGAGCGACUCGCCAAGCCUGCUAGAGGGCUUUGUGCCCAAGAUCACGGAAGCCUACAUCACGUCCAGAUUGGAUUCCGUCCAGACGGUGCUCCAAGGCACCACCGGAGAGGAUCCGCUGGACAACGAGGAGCAGCUCCAGGACCAACUAGACAGCUUGCCCUACUUGUGUCGGUUCCAGUACGAGAAGACGUCCAAGUACAUCAUUGCGCUCAUGGAGCCCCUGCUUCAGCGCUUCACUGAAGCGGGGCAGGUUCAGGGGAACGCGGCCCAGAUCGCGGUGAUGGAUGGACAGCUGACGUGGCUUGUCCAUAUAAUCGGGGCGAUUAUAAGAGGGAGGAUGAGUUCGAGCAGUGCUGAGUCCCAGGAGGUGAUCGACGGCGAGCUCGCUGCGAGGGUGUUCCAGUUGAUUCAGGUGUCAGACACGGGGUUCCACGCUCAGCGGUACCAAGAGCGGAGUAAACAGCGGCUGGAUUCCGCUAUUCUCGCCUUCUUCCAGAGCUUCCGGCGGGUCUACGUCGGGGAUCAAGCAAUGCACUCGUCAAAGCAACUCUACACCCGCCUAACCGAGCUCCUGGGCCUGCAAGACCAUCUGAUGGUUCUCAACGUCACAGUAGGAAAGAUCGCCACCAACCUGAAAUGCUACACGCUCUGCGAGGAAGUCAUAGAAGCCACUCUGAACCUGUUCCAGGAACUCGCUGCCGGGUACAUGAGCGGGAAGCUCUUGCUCAAGCUCGACUCCGUCAACUUCAUCCUGGCAAAUCACACGCGGGAUGCGUUCCCCUUCCUCGACCAGUACAGUAGUUCGAGGAACAGGACGAUGUUCUACUACACUCUCGGCCGUCUCCUCUUCAUGGAAGACAGCCCAGCAAAAUUCAAGGCCUUCAUAGCUCCUUUCCAGGCGAUCAUGGCAAAGCUGCUGACGACGCCUGACGCCGCGUUCCGAUCAGACGCUGUCAAAUACGCACUCAUAGGGCUCUUCAGGGAUCUGAGAGGUAUCGCGAUGGCCACGAACAGCCGCCGUACAUACGGCCUCCUCUUUGAUUGGUUGUACCCAGCAAACACCCCCCUCCUGGCCAGAUCUGUGGAAGUGUGGACGGACACCCCCGAGGUGACGACCCCGGUCCUCAAGUUCAUGGCCGAGUUCGUUGUGAAUAAGACCCAGCGGUUGACCUUCGACUCCUCCUCCCCGAACGGCAUCCUCCUCUUCCGGGAAGUGAGCAAGCUGAUCGUGAGCUACGGGACCCGAGUCCUCCUUCUGCCCGUGUCAAGCGACCCGUACGCGAACAAGUACAAGGGCAUCUGGAUCUCCCUCACCAUCCUAAAAGCAGCCCUGGCCGGAAACUACGUCAACUUUGGCGUCUUUGAGCUCUACGGGGACAGAGCCCUGGCCGACGCGCUCGACAUCGGGCUCAAGAUGGCGCUGUCCGUCCCUCUCCCGGACAUCCUGGCAUUCCGGAAGUUUGGGCGGGCAUACUACUCCCUCCUGGAGGUUCUCUGCCACAACCACACGGCCGUGAUCGUCAACCUCGACACGGCCACCUUCGCCCACAUCAUGCAGUCCCUAGAAGCGGGGCUCAAGUGUCUAGACGUCAGCAUAUCCUCGCAGUGCGCUUCCUCUGUCGACAACCUAGCGGCGUUCUACUUCUCCAAUAUUACCGUUGGCGAAGCGCCGUCCACGCCCGCUGCUGUUAAUCUAGCCAGGCAUAUUGCCGCGAGCCCAAGCCUAUUCCCAGAGAUCUUGAAGACGCUCUUCGAGAUAGUUUUGUUCGAGGACUGCGGCAACCAGUGGAGCUUGAGCAGGCCGAUGCUGAGCCUCAUCUUGAUCAACGAACAGAUUUUCAAUGAUCUAAAAGCUCAGAUCCUGGCGACACAGGCUCCUGAUCAACAACAACGAUUGGCCGGGUGUUUUGACAAGCUCAUGGCGGAUGUGACGAGGACUUUGGAGCCUAAAAAUAGAGACAAAUUCACGCAGAACCUGACAAUAUUCAGACACGAUUUUCGGGCAAAGUAGAUGGCAUGCACUUCUCGUUAUCCAAAUAUGAUUAGCCAGAGCAUUCUUUCGACGAGUUCGAUCUGGCGGCUGCAUCAUGAUUUACCAAAAGUACGAUCAGGCUAGCAGGUUAUAUGCAGACGGUCAUGGCUGCCGAGGAAAGGGGUACCAGGUGCGGAGGUUACUCGUGUGGUGGUACGUCGCUGAUUGGCUGAUUUGUCCAACGCACUUACAUUUCAAAGCUAUUGCUUCCGGGUGGCAAACACCAUU
Messenger RNA from Klebsormidium nitens, 3888 nucleotides. Lineage: Eukaryota; Viridiplantae; Streptophyta; Klebsormidiophyceae; Klebsormidiales; Klebsormidiaceae. The record is from the annotation of a GenBank genome assembly.